CCCACCUUGACCAGGAGCCCCAUCUUUUCUCUCUCCCCACCCUCCAGCCCCCAAACCCGUUGGCUGGGCCAUCCCCGAGCCUUUUCAAUGUAUAAAAUGGAAUAUUCUUACCUCAAUUCCUCCGCCUACGAGUCGUGCAUGGCAGGGAUGGACACGUCCAGCUUGGCUUCGGCUUACGCGGACUUCAGCUCGUGCAGCCAGGCGAGUGGCUUCCAGUAUAACCCCAUCAGGACCACUUUCGGGGCCACCUCCGGGUGCCCGUCCCUCACCCCCGGAUCCUGCAGCCUGGGCACCCUUAGGGACCACCAGAGCAGCCCAUACGCGGCAGUCCCCUACAAGCUCUUCACCGACCACGGGGGCUUGAACGAGAAGAGGAAGCAGAGGCGAAUCAGGACCACCUUCACCAGCGCGCAGCUGAAGGAACUGGAGAGGGUGUUCGCGGAGACUCACUACCCAGAUAUCUACACCCGGGAGGAACUGGCCCUCAAAAUCGACCUCACCGAAGCCAGAGUUCAGGUCUGGUUCCAGAACCGACGGGCGAAGUUCCGCAAGCAGGAGCGCGCCGCGGCGGCAGCGGCGGCCGCAGCCAAGAACGGCUCGUCAGGGAAGAAGUCCGACGCGUCGCGGGACGAUGAGAGCAAAGAGGCCAAAAGCACCGACCCGGACAGCACCGGCGGGCCCGGCCCCAACCCCAACCCGGCGCCCAGCUGCGGCGGCGGCGGGCCCAGCCCCACGGGAGGCCCCGGCGGACCCGGAGCCGGCGGGCCCGGGCAGGAGGCCGGCAAAGGCGCGCCGUCGGGGCCUGGCGGCUUGUCGGCGGCGGCGGCGGGGCCCGGGCAGGGCUGGGCCCCCGGGCCGGGGCCGAUCACCUCCAUCCCGGAUUCCUUAGGCGGGCCCUUCGCCAGCGUGCUCUCGUCGCUGCAGAGACCCAACGGCACCAAAGGCACCUUGGUGAAGAGCAGUAUGUUUUGAGCGCGGGGCCGGCCGGCCGGGGCUGCGUCGCCGGGGCCGGGCCUCCCUCGACGGGCGCUUCCCCAAUGGCCGAGAGCGAGGAGGCGGCGCCCUCUGCAGGGAAGGGACUCGCCAGGCCUCCACUCCUGCCCUCCUCGCUCACGUCGGAGCGGCCCCGACGGCGCGGACUUGCAAGCGACCUUGCCCGGGCUACGAACAAGCGAGCGCGCCCCGUAGUGCGCAUCGCUCUGCUGCAGCAGGCGCCGCGCCACCGCCCUCUCCUCCUUGCGCAGUCCCUCUCUGGGAGAAAACUGUCCACAAGCUGCCAGUGUCGUUUUGUCGGUGUUGCUGCUGCUACUGCAAUGUAAUCCUUCCCCCCCCCAACCCCGCCAAACCCCCCUCUCUUGGCCGGGUUUUUCCUUGAGGCUGAGGCGCUUUCAGCGUGGCUGCACACCCGUCGCAAAACCGCGCGUCCGCCUUUGCGCAUCGUGAGCGCUCCAUUUGGUGAUUUGGCACAGCCGUCGCCUCCAACGUGCGCGCGUUAAGAGCCACGCGGUCUCCCCCUCCCCCGGGGCUAAAUUGGAGCCCCCCUGCCGCCGCCCACUCACUCACUCCUUUUCGUGGGCUGAGCUGACGAGGCCCAGAGAACAUGUACAGAGUUGAGAGGUCUAAAUUUGUAAACGUACUGAAACCAAGGGGUUGCUGUGCAAGUGGUUUGUACUGUAACUAGAGCACAGCUUCUGAAUGUAUCGGUUAGGCUAGUAGGACGCCCACCCCUUCCUGCUUUCGCAGCUUCCCUAGAAUAUAAUUGACACGGAGGGUCUAAAAAUUACAGUUAAAUGUUAUGUUACACCGGAGGGGGCGGGGACAUAGUUACAGAAUCAGUGCAAUCUGGUUAUGUUUUAUUCUGAACCAAAUUCCACACUCUUCAAUCGGGCUUACUCCCUUAAUAAGCAUGUUUAAGCCUUAAACUUUACAGAUUGCCGUCUCGGUAGAUCAAUCUGUGUUUUCUAGGUAAGGGAGCGCAUUUCUGAAGGCUUCCCAGAAAUAUUUUUGCACCGCAAAACACCAGCCCUCGUGGAAACCGCAGCUUGCCUCAGGGAAAGCUACUUUUGUUUAGCAUUCCUCUUAAACAAGGUGACCUAAUUUGAUGUGGCAGUUGUCAGAGGGUAUGUAUGUAUGUAUGGUUCAAGCUACGUUAAGGUGGUUUAGGGCGGUGUGCCAAAUGGUUGUGCCCGGGUACCGCUUUGUAACUGCAGCAUCUGUGAUGACUUGCAUUUGUGAAGGUGCAGCCAGAGGACCCAGCCCAUCUCCUCUUGCGAGGGUGAUCAAAAGUCGUAUCAGAGUUCAGCUGCCAGCCCUCAGCCACACACAGUAAUCCGCUGAGACGCGUGAGAAGCAGUUCUUGGACCAACUCCGUUUCCAGCCCUGCCGAGUGACAACGUGAACCGGCCCUGACCAUUCAGCAUAGCCAACCUUCUUAUUGCGAUCAUUACUAGCACUGAUUAGAUUUUUCAUUUACGGCCCUGCCCUUUCCCCACCGCAGUUGCUGCAAACCUACCGUAAUUGUGUGUUUCAAUGUGCAGGGAGAAGUUUACAGAAGGUGAACCAACUCUCUGUCCAAAAUAGCCCCAGGGGUCUUAACAGCCCCUUCUGGCAAAUGGAUUGGAAUUCAUUCUGAAGAUUACGAUGACAUUGUCCAUGCAGUUUUUAGGCAUCUCUUCUUAGGGUUUUAAAAAUGUUUCUUUUACAAGGCACAAGAACCUAGGUAUUAGUUAUGUCGACAGGUAUGCUUUCCCAUAUUUUUCUGUGUCUUUCUAAAACUGUGUUCUGUGACUCAAUUGUAUAGUGUUAAUAUUGAUACAAACUUGUCUACUCUAGUUAGACGUAUAAAUAAUGUUUUCUCUCCUUGUAGUCUUUAUGGUGUGUCUUUAUGGAGAAAUGAGGUUCUCACUGGUUACAAUUCUUUGCGUUUAGAGAGGUCGGCUUCAUGCAAUGGUAUCAGCUUUGGUUAUCAAUUGCAUGUUGUCUCUUUUUUAUUAUUGUUAUUUUUCCUUUUGUGUUGGGAUAUGUUUGUGAGCAUUAACCAUCAUAAAUUAUGUUUCAGGAUUUUCAGAUUUAUUUAUAUGUGGUUAAAAUGAAUGCUUCUAUUUAAAAGGGGAAAUAUUUCUACAUGUGCAUAUAGUUUUCCAAGAGUGUACCAUUAACUGAUUGUUGAUAAUAAAAAUGAAAAGCAAAUACAGGCCCUCUA
Messenger RNA from Podarcis muralis (Common wall lizard), 3202 nucleotides. RefSeq names its product paired like homeobox 2B (gene PHOX2B). Gene Ontology annotation, biological process: regulation of transcription by RNA polymerase II; enteric nervous system development. Lineage: Eukaryota; Metazoa; Chordata; Lepidosauria; Squamata; Lacertidae. The record is from RefSeq and is a predicted model, not a curated record. Gene Ontology annotation, molecular function: RNA polymerase II transcription regulatory region sequence-specific DNA binding; DNA-binding transcription factor activity, RNA polymerase II-specific.